Molecule: messenger RNA, 2262 nt
Organism: Anopheles maculipalpis
Lineage: Eukaryota; Metazoa; Arthropoda; Insecta; Diptera; Culicidae
Product: MOXD1 homolog 1
Exons: 6
Coding region: 1-2250 (749 amino acids)
Biological process (GO): octopamine biosynthetic process; norepinephrine biosynthetic process; dopamine catabolic process
Cellular component (GO): secretory granule membrane
Molecular function (GO): dopamine beta-monooxygenase activity; copper ion binding
Source: RefSeq, a predicted model, not a curated record
AUGGCACCGUGUGCACGAAAAGCUCGCGAACCGUUCGAUGGCUGCGGUCCAUUAACUAAUUAUAAGCAACCCUCGGGAUGGCCCAACCCGGUGCCCUUACGGUGGUUCGUUGGUGCCGCGCUACUGCUGACGGUGGGCUGGCUACCGGCCCAUACCGGGGCGUUGGCAGUGACGCCGAAAAUCGAACCCGUUCAUCAUCGCUGGAGCCGGUCGGAAGCGAUGGACCCGAACGGGCUGUACACGCUCGACUGGCACAUCGACCAGAAGGACAUCGUGUUCACGGCCACCGCUAAUACGCGCGGUUUUAUGGGACUUGGCUUUUCCCACCGGUCGGAGCAUAUGGCCGGUUCGGAUCUGGUGCUGGUGUGGGUUGACGAUCGUACCGGAAAGCCGAACGUACUGGAUUGCCACGGUUCGAAAGACAAUCACCAUAUGCCGGUGCAGGACGACACGCAGAACUAUCACAUCGAGAGCGGAUACCAGAACCUAACGCACACCAGCGUUACCUUCCGGCGGGCCCUCGAAACGUGUGACCCGCAUGAUGUUAUCAUUGGUUCGGAUACGAUGAAGAUCCUAUGGUCGUACGGUGACCGUGAUCCGGUAGCAGGCAGUUUGAAGGGACACAGUGCGAACCGGGGCGCACGUUCGAUUCACUUUCUCGGACCCAUGUUUCGCCGACCGGCCGAUGCACUGCAGCGAGACGACCUACGCCAGUGGGACGUUACGGUGAAGAACGUUUCGAUCGACACCAGCAUGGACACGCUGUACUGGUGCAAGAUACUGAAGGCACCGACACUGCGCGAGAAGCAUCACAUUAUCGGCUACGAGGCACUGCUCACGAAGGAAGGUUCAACAAAACAACCACUAGUACACCACAUGACACUGUUCGAGUGCUCUACCAAUUCCUACCCUGGAUCCGAUCCAAACUCCUGGGACGUUUGGGUGAAGAGCAGUGGUGCGGUCUGCAACAGCAAUCUCCUAACGCCUCGUGACUGGGAUUCGUGCAUAACGCCGGUCGCAACUUGGGGUGUCGGUGCAUCGGGACAAUUUCUGCCCGAGCACAUCGGCAUCCCGAUCGGCGGUGAUAAGGGCGCCCCGAAGUACUACAUGCUCGAGGUACACUAUGACAAUCCGCGUGCGAAACGUGUGCUGGACCAUUCCGGCUUUCGCAUACACUAUACGCGCCACGUCCGUAAGCACGAUGCCGGUAUGAUGAUAUCCGGCGUGUCCGUGUCCGAUACGCAGAUGAUUCCACCCGGGCAGAAGCUGUAUCGCAACGUCGGCAUCUGUGGACCGUCCUGUACUGGGGCCGUCUUCCCGCCGAACGGCAUUAACAUUGUUUCGGCCGCACUACACUCACACGUGGCGGGCAGGAAGAUGAAGCUGCGGCACGUGCGGGAUGGGAAGGAGUUGCCCAGGAUCGUGGAGGAUGAUAACUACAACCAUAAUUUCCAGCAGAUCCGUCAGCUAGAAAAUGAAACGAACGUGCUGCCUGGUGACUAUCUCAUUACCGAUUGUGCCUACGAGACUGUCGGUCGACGGCGUCCCACACUCGGCGGGUACUCCACAAAGCAAGAAAUGUGCCUUUCGUUCGUAACGUACUACCCCAAAAUCGAGCUGGCCGGGUGCUACAGCAUGACACCGGUGAAGGAAUUCUUCGAAACGUUCGGUGUGUUUCAGUUCUACGCCAUGAACAUGACCGACGUGGAGAAUCUGUUCCUGUACAAUGGUAACAUUCUCGAUCUGUUACCUACGACCGUGUUUCCCAACUUUGCCCCGGGCGGUGAGGUGGACGAUGAGCAGAACCAGCUUGCCAUCAAAGCGCUACAAAAUGCGAAAGAAUACAGCAUCAUCGACGAGGAGGACGUCCUGUACAAGGAGUCAAUACUGAACAAGCUAAUCAUAUCGGAUCCGGUCGAGUUCCACGAUCGUACCUUUCUGUCGCACUUGAAUCAACUGCCCUGGUCGGAACCACUGUUUACGAGGCGUGUUGAACAGAGCAUCCUCACCGGGAAACACAUGACGUUCUGCCGCGUCUCGAGUGAUUCCAUUUCUGUGGCAUCGGAAAUAUUCAAGUAUCCCGUCUUUGACACGUUCGUAAAAGCACCGAGCCAAUGCCCGUACCAUCUGUUCAUGGAGUUUGCGGACCACACCUCCACCUCAGCAGGCAAACAGAUGUCCAGCACGAAGCUGCUUCUCCUGGCCCUAUUAAUACUCUAUCGACGGUUUAGUUCUGGCAUCCUUCAUUAACCGUAAUAGGGA